This is a messenger RNA of Amaranthus tricolor (Joseph's coat), 3273 nucleotides long. RefSeq names its product transcription factor PIF3-like. Lineage: Eukaryota; Viridiplantae; Streptophyta; Magnoliopsida; Caryophyllales; Amaranthaceae. Gene Ontology annotation, biological process: regulation of DNA-templated transcription. The transcript is spliced from 8 exons. Gene Ontology annotation, molecular function: DNA-binding transcription factor activity; protein dimerization activity. The record is from RefSeq and is a predicted model, not a curated record. Bases 494 to 2521 code for a protein of 675 amino acids.
CUUGCCUUUGCUUUAUUUUGCUCCUUUUUUUUUCUUUCUUGAUCCCGCUUGAGAAUCGCCUACUAGUCUACUACCACGGUACCACCUGGAUCUUCUAUAUGUUUCCCUUCUCUCUUCUCUCUUCUCUCUUCUCUCUUCUCUCUAUCCUUCUAAAUAAAUAAGACUUGUUAUGCGAUAUUUCGAAAUUUUUUAAGUACUCAACUUAUGAGUUUCUGUGAUAUCUUCUCUUGAAAGCUGAGCAAUCUCUUAAAGUCUGAUUCCCAAAAUCUUUGUGCCUUUCACUCUUGAUUUUCAUGAUUGGGUUUUUUGGAUUUUGAGUUUUGAGUGCAAUUUACAAUUUUCAGCUGUUUUUAAGUCCUUUCAGUUUUUGGGUAUUCUGCCUUUAGGUACCAACUAUCUCCUUAAAGGAUUUGGCUUCCAACAAGUUUAUGUAGUGAAAGAUAUUCUUUGUUCAUUGCUUUGGGGUGUAUCUGAGGAUAAAUUUGGUGCAAGUAUGCCUUUAACUGAGCUUAUUAGGAUGCUUAAAGGGAAACCAGAAGUUUCCCAAGGUGCAUCCACUUCCAUUUAUCCUUCUUCUAGACCAGAUUCUGAUUGUGUUGAGCUGGUUUGGGAAAAUGGUCAGAUUAUGAUGCAAGGUAAAGCUAGAAAAAAUCCCAUUUCAAACAAUUUUCAAACAUUUGGCUCCAAGCCCCUAGAUGAUAGGGUGUCUAAUACUUCAAAAAUGACCAAGUUUGGGCAAAUGAAUUCUGAAAUGGCUGAAUUUCCUUUGUGUGUUCCUUCUUGUGAAGUGGGUUUGGAUCAAGAUGUACCCUGGUUGAGUUACCCCAUGGAUGAACCUUUGCAUAAUGACUAUACUCCUGACUUCUUGAAUGAAUUAUCAGGAGUUACCAUUAAUGAUCUUCCCUCAGACAGCCCUUUAGCUUGCCGUGAAAAGAUAACUAGUUUUCAUGGUGAUGGUGGCCAUGAUGCCUCCAUAAAUUUAAAACAUAGCCAUACUUCUAAACCCCCUUCAAGUAAUGUGAAGGAUAAUAGAGGUGCAGUUGGUGAGGUACCCCAAUUUUUGCCUCCAUUUCAGCACAGUGUUCCAAGAUCAGGUAUCUCUGAUGGCAACAAUUUAGGAAAUGCCCAAAAAGCUGCUUCAAGAGACUCUGUACCUAAUCCAUCUACAUUAAGUGCCUUUGCCAGCUUGAGAUUGCAUAAGUUAAAUGCUGGACAACCUAGUACUAGUUCGGGCUUUACAAAAUUCCCUAAAUUCUCGCGGCCUGCUUCUCUUUCGAGAGCUAGUCAUGUGACGGUAAACCCCUCGACAAUACUAGAGAAUGAUGAUAAAAGAUGCGCUUUGAGUAGUAAUAAUCCUGCUAAAUCUACUCUAUUUAAUUCACAGAAAGAAAUAGUUUCUCAUAACCAAACCAAUGUAGAACCAGCAAAUACUAAUGCAGAAUCUUUUCCCACAAAGCCUAAUCAGGAGCUGAUUUCUACUAAAGAAACUUUGUAUAGAGAAAACAUGGCUAUAAAUCACAUGUCACCAAAUCAGGCAUGUGAUACAUCAAUAAACAAAGCGGGUACUGGUGGCGAUGACAGGAUUGUGGAGCCUGUUGUUGCCGCAUCUUCUGUAUGUUCGGGUAAUAGUGUUGACCGAGCUUCAAAUGAGCCGUCACCUACUUUGAAAAGAAAAUGUCUUGAAGCUGCAGAUUCAUCAAGUCAUAGUGAUGAAAAUGAAGAUGAAUCAUUGGGUGCAAGGAAACCUGUUUGUGGUCAGACUGGCUCAAAGAGAAGCAGAGCUGCAGAAGUCCAUAAUCUAUCUGAGAGGAGACGAAGGGACAGAAUUAACGAGAAGAUGCGUGCAUUACAAGAGCUCAUACCCAAUUGCAAUAAGGCUGACAAAGCUUCGAUGCUUGAUGAGGCCAUAGAGUAUUUGAAGACACUCCAACUUCAAGUACAGAUAUUGUCAAUGGGUCCUGGGUUGUAUAUGCAGCCGAUGAUGUUCCCGCCAGGAAUGCAACCGAUCCAUGGAGCACAUAUGCCGCAUUUCUCACCGAUGGGGCUUGGCAUGGGCAUGGGAAUGGGAUUUGGAAUGAAUAUGCUCAAUAUGAAUAGUGGUGCAAGGAUGGUACCAUUCCUUGGCCCUCAUUACCCUAUCCCUGGAACCAGGCCCCCGUUUCAUGGAAUGCCAGGUUCUACCCUUCAAGCUUUCCCGCAUCCCGGUCAAGGAUUUCCUAUCUCUAUGCAACAACCCUUUGUUCCUCCGCUGGCAGGAAAUUUUAUGAAGAUGCCAUCAGGAUCAAACGCCUCAGGUGUAGCUGGGACACCCAAUGCACCGCAUUUAGCUUCAUCUGGUUGUGCAAAGGAUGCUAACCUGCAACUAAUACCAAGUGGCAUCACUAGUAACAACGUUAGCAGCUCCUCGAAUCAGGCAACCAAUCAGGUAUCAAAUGAAAGAACUCAACAGUCUGCCACGAACAUAGAUCAAGCGCAAGAUGUAAAACCGUCAGAAGCUGCUAACAAAGAAAACACUGCAUAGAUGACAGAAACUUGUAACCUAUGAACGAGAAAUAAGAGAGAAACUCCAGUAAUGCGCACCAUCUGUUUUGCUACUCAACAGAAAUCAUCAAAGGUGUGCAAAAUAGACCCGAUUCAACUCGACUUUAACCCAACCCAAUAUUUUGUAGACCCGGAGGCUGGAUGUACACCUCAAGAAAUUAUUUAACCGAGUUAACUGUUUCUAACGUGUGUAACAUACAUUAUCAGAUAGAAGUUUCUCCAUAAAUCAACAGAAUUUCAGCAGCUGUUGAGUACAAAUGUGCCUAGCUAUUACGGGGAAGCUUAUAAUGCUCAAUUUGAGUUUCCCGGAAAAGAGGGGCAGUUUGAUGAGACAAAACUCCUUUCGAGUGAAAUCUUCAGCCGAAGUGAGGUCUCCAAGAACAGAGCUUAAAACUUUCUUAGAUUGUACAUAUUACAAAGAUGAGAUUAGUACUUCGGUAUCUCGUGCUGAUCUCCUUAGAGGUGCAUAUGCUGUCCUAAUGUAAAUUUCCAGUGCUCGAGGCUUCGGUUUUUCUUUUUUAUAUAUAUUUAUGAGGAAAUUUAUAUUUCUCAUACAUGCUUAAUAAUUCAAGGGUGUUGUGUCCCCUUGACUUUGGUUAGUAGUUGGAUCUUACAAUAAGUGUAUACAUGAAGUUUGAGGAAAUACUUUAGAUGUAACAUCUAAUAUAGAGGCUUGAUCGAGUGUAACAUGUAAAGAAUAGUUUUUUUAAAGUAUAGUUUGUCUUCAAUUCA